UUUUCUCGCUGUUUUUUAUUUAAUGAAGUACUUUUAUCAUUUCUUCUCACCAUGAGUUCGAGUUCAUAUUUCGUCAACCCAGCGUUUUUUCCGACUUAUCCUCAUGCAGGAGAGCAGUUUUAUGCCACCCCUCCCGGCAGCUAUGAACUCUCAUCAUGUGCUUUUAGCAAGAACCCCAAAACAUCAUCCUAUUCAUCAAGUUCUUCGCCGCCGAGCCUCGGGGCGUCGACAAAGCCAUCAUGCACCCAGCAGCUCGGUGCUACCACAUUUUAUGGGGGAGGGACAUUAUCGAACUUUUCUACGGCAGCAGGGUACGGUGACCAUUCGACGACGUCGGCAGGUUACGGGUCCAUCUCCCAACCGAUCUCACCAACGAGUGCGUGGGAUUCCAGAAUGGCUGCCACGUAUAAUUCGACUUCAUGGGGUAGCACAGCGGCGGAGUUAAGUGACGGGAGCUACAGGGGUAGAGUGAACGCUCUGGCCGCUGGUACAGGUUGUUUGGUAUCAGCCGCAGCAGUAGAACCUAACAACAAUCAUUGCUCACAGGUGAUGUCUCCUUGUAAAUCUACCUCAGGUUAUCCAUGGAUGCCCGUGGCAGGUGAGGAACAUUGUCUCUUUGACUUGAUUUUCUUUGAAUGCAAAUUUUGUCAUGUAGUGCCGCAUCAUCGAAGAUGUUACUCCAGAUUGGGUUAAAUUAAGGGUAAACAUACUCGUGUGUAAAAUAAUGCCAGAUUCAUUGUCACUUUUACUCAGUGCUGAUGAAAAUCAUGAUUGACCCGAUAAACAUUGUUAUUAAUCUAUAUUUUGCGAAAUUUCCUGUCAAAAUAGGCAUGUUCACCAUUAUGACCCAAUAUUUAUGACAUUGGUCGAUUUUUUUUCUCACUUAUGACACCCAAAGUCUUUAGGCUUACAGAAAAAAAUGGGGAAAAACUAUUAGUAGGGCUUGUUCAGAUACACCAUCCAAUCUAUACCAAAAUUGAAGUUGAUAAGCCCAGAAAGCACCAUAUCUGUUGAAACAUAUCCCCUCAUUAUCGUUAAUACAUAAACUAAAAUUAUAUUUACUACUCUAUCUGUAUUUUCAAUAUGGUAUUUAAAAUCAUUAUCGUGUCAAUUACUUUUCUUAUCAAUAUCUCUUUUAAAAAUCACCUUUUCCCCAUAACUGGUAUCAACUGAGCUUCAUCACUAAUCAACUAAUAUUAUUUACUUGUAUUGUAAGGGAUACGAAUUGAUUUAAUCAUCAUGCAUUGUGGGGUGUGUUUUUUUUUUGUUAUCUUUCCCAUUAUCUUUGUUUGAAAGCUAUUGUCUUGUGAACAUAUUCUAUUCUGGAUGUAGCUAUAACAAAAUAUCAAGUAUUUUGUUUGGCAUAACGUAUUAUUAGCGGUUGUACACGAUAGGAAACUAAACUGAGAAUAGUUUCGAAGUCACGCAAGCGUUGAUUUCCUCUGUAAACGAAAAAUGAAACUACAAUCACGAUGGUGGGACAGACUGGUUUGUGGCAAUCGCUUAUUUAAGUAGGUGAAUAAGCUAGAAUUAGAAAGUAAGAUAAUUUUUUUUUUUAUGUUGAUGGUGUAUAACAACAUUAUACAUGUUAUACCAACAUACCAUAUAGUAGGCGUGUAUAAUGCAUUUCGUUCAUACACUGAUGUUGAAGCUAAAUGUGUGCUCCUUUAUCUGAUAUAUUAUAUUUGUAUAUUCUAUUAUCAGCAGUUACCUUAAUUAGUCAUGUAUUGGAUAAUAAUUGUGCAAAGGUGUCAAAUAUGAAUUAUAUUACAGAAAAAAUAUUCAGUAGAAUAUUUUUUUUUAAAACAUAUUUACAGUGUGGUGCAUUAUUGACCUAUAGGGGUGAAUCCUCGGAGCGUUUCUUAUGAAAAAAAUCACGCAAAUAUAGUUAGGAAGGAAAAACCCCAAAUCAUACAUAAUUCUUAGAUGAAAAAAAGGAAUGUAAUCAGGUAAGAAAACUAUAUGUAGCUCUAUGCUACCGGACACAUGCAUCUUUUUAGUUGAUGAAGGUACAUCUAGCAACGAAUUCCAUUUCCAUGGUUGUCUUAAAAAUCGUAUUUAAUUACGGCUAAUUGAGGAAGAGCCCAGGCAACGCCAACGGAUUAGUUGUAUUUGUGUUUGGUAUUAAGUUUUUUUCUUAACUUCUUAAUGGGGCUAAGAUCGUAAGUCACAGACGAUAAGCCAAGGUUGUAACUGACACCAUAAUACAUGUCAUGAGGACACGCAUUCAACGCGUUUAUUUUAACGUUUUUAUGACGUCGUAAAAUCCAAAGUUAGUGACUUCGCGUUGUGAUAAUUGGUCUACCACGCGCCUUCGUACAGUAUACUGAAUCCAAUUCGUUUAUUUCAACCAUUCGAGCUGUUCUUCUGGAUCGAAAUUGAAAUCAUCGUGAAUUUCUUCAGUUUAUAUUUCCUUUUGUUGGUUUUAACUAUUGUAUUGUACUCUGACGCAUGCGUGGUGUGCAGUAACAUGGUUAAAUCAUAUGCCUGCAGUGUUCAUGCAUUUUUUCAGUUGGUAAAUCCCAUCAUGAAGGUGGCUAUCACAUACUGGUACAGAUCAUUCUUUCAGCUCUUAUGUCCUAAAACUUUUUAAUUAGCGUUUUUCAUGUGAAUUUUACGAUUGUACAGGAACGUUUCUUUUCAUUGUUUUUUUUUAAUGAUGGGGAAUUAUCUGUACAAAGCCUGUCGACUCCUGUGGUUCUUAUUUAACUUACUCGCUUUCUAUAUGUUUAAUAACGUAAUUGCGUCUCACUGAACCGGUGAGUAGGAGCUAAAGAUAGAAAUAAUUAGUCUCCUUAUUUUUUUAAUUCAAAUCAAUUGCUCUAUAUACAGAAGGAUCUUGUUUUUUUUUUUCUUUUCUUUCUAAUCCUUGUGUAUGAUAAGACCGAAGGAAACCAGGCUGGCAGACAACCCCUGGAAGUCUUUUAUCUAAUUUGAUCGAUCUACUCUAAAUUUCCGGAUUUCACUUUCCGGCCACAUCUGACAAGGUGCAUGAGGAAAUUCAUCGACAGAUUUAACUCCACAUCAAUAUCGUAUAAAUUUGAUACAAAUUAGUUAUAUAUGCGAUAUUUAUAUAAAACAAAUACAGGUCGAAAAUAUGAUAAUGCAUUUACAUAACAUAAUUAUAUUCGUUCUACACAACAAUGAAUACUAUAAUGUCCAAUGGUCUGCAAGAUUAACAUGGUGAACUUGAAUUUGAUAACUUGCCUGGUUACUUUCAAUAUAAUCCAAUGCAAUUACACUUUAGUCAUAAACAAUUUUGAUUUAACCAAAAGGGUAUUCAUAUGAAUAUAUCAAAAGCUUUUGGAAUUAACUCCUUGCACGCUGAAUAAUUUUUGAGGGGGGAUAAUAAUUUUUUUUUCUAUGUUAUUUUCUUUGAUUCAAGAU
Molecule: messenger RNA, 3387 nt
Organism: Lytechinus pictus (painted urchin)
Lineage: Eukaryota; Metazoa; Echinodermata; Echinoidea; Temnopleuroida; Toxopneustidae
Product: homeobox protein HB1-like
Exons: 1
Coding region: 52-693 (213 amino acids)
Source: RefSeq, a predicted model, not a curated record